CCAGAAUUUAAUUUGCUGUGGCUCAAAGGCUGCUGGGAAAUUUGGCUUUCAGGAAGCAGCAUGAGCCACUAAAUAAAUAAGUUGCCGUUACACCAGAAUUAGCAGGUUGGCGGGCGGAAUAACGUUAGCGAAGUUGCCAGGAAGAUUCACUCAACCUGCAUGCGUCUUCAAUCAUGCAGAAGGACAUAAGCUCCGUGAUGUCCUGGUUCUCCAGCCCCGUGUACAGCCGCUACUGGCAGCACUACCAGCAGGCUAUGGCCUGGCACCAGAGGCACGGGCGAGCCUACCGAAAGGCCUUGGAGGCGGCCUACGGCUACAGCCAGGAGGAGCGGUAUCCCAGCAGCCACCAGCAGCGCUACGCUGACUGGAACGCAGGAGAGGAAGACGACGGCGAGGACGGGGACGAGGAGAGCGGCUCGGACAGCGAGAUCGAGUGCGACGUCAGCAACAUGGAGAUCAGCGAGGAGCUUCGGCAGUACUUCGCCCAGACAGAGAAACACAGAGAGGAGCUGAAGAAGCAGCAGCAGUUGGAGGCCGAGCAGCACGAGCGCUACGUGCCGGCCGACCAGGACCUGCGCGGCGCCUCCUGGCGAAGUAGCAUGGCCCCUCCCUUGGAGCGACCGGGCGAAAGACGCGGCGCUGAGAUGAAGAAGCUGUACGGCAGGGACGCCGCCAAGAUCCUGGCCAUGGAGGCGGCAAUGCAGCUCAAUUUCGACAGGAACUGUGACCUCAAACAGCCCAAGUACUGGCCUGUUAUUCCACUGAAACUGUGACGGCUGCGGGCUGUGAACGCUUUGAUUUGGAGGAAAUCCCUUCCCUGAUCUCUUGGUGAGACAGCAGCUUUGUCGUGUAAUGGAUUGUGGCUGCUGAUGGAGAACUAAUGGUGUCGCUUAGCUGAGGGUUACGAGUUAUUUUAAGCACAAAAAAAAGUUGCAUAAAUUAGCCGAGCUUCUGCUUCGACAGACGCGAAUGUUACUGACCUGUCAGCGGCCCUGCUCUAAAUGAAAACGUAUGAUUUUUUUUUUUUUUUUUAAUGCUACAUAUAACAUUGGAUUUCUUUGUUGCUUUACACGUUUACAGAAGUUUAUUUUUAACUCCGGAUCAAGCAAGCAACACUACCGUUUAUCCAAGAGACUGCAUGGUUUGUACAUGGUCCUUCCAAAGUUGGUUUUGACAGAUUUUCUGGACGAAAACUGAGAAUCACCAAGAAUAAAAGUGAAUGUGCCUGCAUGUAACCUCCUAAUGUGUUUCUGUGUACCCUCUAGCUGGGUGGUGAUGCAUGCGGCAGGAGCUCCUCUUAUGCUUAUCAACUUGGUCUAACCACAAAACCAUUUCCAACCCCCCCCUUUUCCUCUGUUCAGAUUUAGAAGUGCUCCCGCAUCACUGCAUCUGAUAUUCCACAUUUCAACAAACCCACACGGAGAGUGAUUUUGUUUUUGUCGUUUUCUAAACUGUGCCUCUCUGGUUCUGACGUUUCACCGGGUUCAAAGCUGCUCACGUGGUUUCUCAGGAGGGUCGUUGACUAUUCUCUUUUAUCUUGUGCUUGCACCACCCAGCACCCCACUUUUUAGACUGAAGGAUGUGUAUUUUAAUAUGAUUCUGUUUUCAAUAAAGUGUACCCAGUCUGGAUUAAACCUG
Molecule: messenger RNA, 1638 nt
Organism: Perca fluviatilis (European perch)
Lineage: Eukaryota; Metazoa; Chordata; Actinopteri; Perciformes; Percidae
Gene: gemin8
Product: gem (nuclear organelle) associated protein 8
Exons: 4
Coding region: 174-773 (199 amino acids)
Biological process (GO): spliceosomal snRNP assembly
Cellular component (GO): SMN complex
Source: RefSeq, a predicted model, not a curated record